Phycodurus eques (leafy seadragon) is the source of this 2167-nucleotide messenger RNA. It is a transcript of the gene pigt, whose product is annotated as phosphatidylinositol glycan anchor biosynthesis, class T. Gene Ontology annotation, biological process: attachment of GPI anchor to protein. NCBI's taxonomy places the organism in Eukaryota, Metazoa, Chordata, Actinopteri, Syngnathiformes, Syngnathidae. The transcript is spliced from 11 exons. Gene Ontology annotation, cellular component: GPI-anchor transamidase complex. The coding region runs from base 12 to 1907 and encodes 631 amino acids. The record is from RefSeq and is a predicted model, not a curated record.
AGAGGAAGAAGAUGGCACAGCACAGGUGCGGUGCCAUGGUUUUUCUUAUUAGUUUGUCGUUAUUUGUCGUCGCACACAGCCAAGACUCUUCACUGGACAAUGGCCAAGAUAUUCCGGAGCACAAAAACGCUCAAGGAGUCGAAGAAACCACCGAGCAAAGGACAUGGGAAGCGUCCGAGGUGGGAGAAGGGAAUGCUGCCGACAAGCAAGAACAUCGCGAGCCGGUCACUGUCGUCCCUUCAACCGGCCCCCCACAGAAAGAUGAUUUUCAGGAGGAACUGGUCAUCAGACCGCUACAGUCGGGGGAUAUUUACGCUAGCUUUCAGUUCCGUACCCUGUGGGAAACCGAUUUCAUCGGAGGAAACAAAGUGUCCCACUACCGGCUGUUUCCCAAGUCUCUGGGACAGGUUAUCUCUAAAUUCUCUGUGCGAGAGCUGCACAUCUCCUUUACACAGGGAUACUGGAGGACCAUGCAGUGGGGGCAGCCUUAUCUGCCGUCUCCCCCUGGAGCUGAGAUUUGGGUCUGGUUCCAGGACUCCGUAACGGAUGUGGAUGGCACAUGGAGUGAGCUGACAAAUGUUUUGUCUGGGAUAUUCUGCGCCUCGUUGAACUUCAUUGACUCCACCAACAGCAUUCAGCCCAGCGCCUCCUUCAAGCCGCUGGGUAUAGGCAACGUGACAGACCACCGCUUCCUCCGCUACGCCACCCUUCCACGUGAGAUUGUUUGCACUGAAAAUUUGACACCCUGGAAGAAACUCUUGCCAUGUGGCUCCAAGGCCGGCCUCGCUGUUCUGUUAAAGUCAGAGAAACUCUUCCACAGCAGUUUUCAUUCCCAGGCAGUGCAUAUCCGACCCAUGUGUCAGGACACACACUGCACAAGCACCUUGUGGGAGCUGAGACAGACUCUGAACGUCGUCUUUGACCUUCACACUUCCGGACAAGGCAAACGAGAGUGGUCUCUCUUCAAGAUGUUCUCCCGCACCCUGACAGACGCAUGUCCGUUGGCUUCCUCCAGUAAAAUCUACGUUGACGUUUCGGACAGCGAUGAGGGGGAGCAGUUUGAGCUGAGCCCUGCUACUCCUCUGCUCAGCCCGGCAGUGGCGCUCGGGGACAGACGGACCUUUUCUGUCUACGACCUAACACAGCAAACCACCUUUGGCACGAUGCUCUCGUUCAACCUUCUGAUUCGCUGGAAAUCUAAUGAUGGUCACAUGCGGCGCCCUUUGCUCCACGCAGAGCGCUAUGUGGCGGGUUACGGGCUGCAGACUGGAGAGAUCCACACACUGAUGUACAACAACCACCCCUACAGGUCGUUCCCUGUGCUGGUGCUGGACUUGGUACCAUGGUACCUUCGCCUCUACAUCCACACCCUCACCGUCACCAGCAAAGGGAAGACAAACAGUCCCAGUUAUAUCCACUAUGAGCCGUCCAAGGACCGCGUGAAGUCGCACAUGCUGGAGAUGCUGGUGCAGCUUCCUCCCAACUCUGUCACUGAGGUCACUGUGCAGUUUGAGAGAGCUCUGCUCAAGUGGACCGAGUACACCCCUGACCCCAAUCACGGCUUCUAUGUCGGGUCCUCUGUUGUCAGUUCCCUUGUACCAAGCAUUGUUGCCAUGGAUACAAAUGCCACACAAGAACACCCCCUUUUCAACAGUUUCUUCCCCAGCAAAGAAGAAUCCAGCUUCUUUGUGCGCAUAUAUACAGAACCUCUACUGGUCAACUUGCCCACCCCGGACUUCAGCAUGCCUUACAAUGUCAUCUGCCUGACAUGCACUGUAGUCGCUGUGGGCUAUGGAUCCCUGUUCAACCUGCUCACACGCAAUUUCCAGAUAGACGAGCCCAGCCCGGGACUGGCCAAACGGAUCGCCAACGUAAUCCGGAAAAUGCGGGGUGUGCCGCCUCUCUGAGACAUGAUGGGAAGCUCCUUCCACACGGUUACUUAAGUUAAAACCACUCGUAGAUAUGCCUCAUUUAGGGGAGAACUGAGAUUUUCUUUUAUUUAUUUCAAAUACUUGUUUCCAGGAUCAUGUUUGGUCGCCUAAGGACAUGCAAACACUCUGAACUGAAAAUGAAUGGAAGACAGCAUCUUUGUAGUUGUCAGGCAUAAAGAAGCAGGUGAGCAGAAUGCUUGAGCUCAGGACUGCUAAACCAUGCUCACAACAGACUA